UGAACACACCUCUGUGCAUUUCAUCAGACGUGUGCACGUCUUUCAAAUGCAAAUCAAAUCGACACUUACUGGGACGCUAAACAAAAAAUUGGAUUUGGAUGAUAUGGAAGCGUCAUCAUUUCAAAAUCUGAGUGGAAUAUAAACAACAGUGAAAUUUUAAACUCACUUUGCUAGGAGAUGAUCCAAGGACAUGAAGAAUGAAAAGAUGUUGAGCCACGAUUCUUCAGGAUUUGAUGGAAUUUUACUUUUGGCAUUAGACAGAUAUUGAAUGUUGUGUGUUUGUGAGUAUGCGCGUACUAAUGUUGUAAUGAUUUUGUGUCGCAUGUGUGACAUGUAAUCUUAUCUUUUACAUUCACUGUGUGUAAAUGGCGGACGCAAACUCUGUAUCUGACAAUCAGGUCUUGUUGCAGUCAAUGCUUCAAAAGCUGAGGCUCCAACCAAGACCUGAGAACAUCAGUAUACACACAGGAGAUAAAGAACAGUUUGGUACAACGGUGAUCGAGCAAAAUGGAGGUGCUGCUCAGAGCCCACCUCAAACUCCACCAAUGUACAAUUUUGAUUUUAAUAUGGACAGCAAAUCUAUUGUGACCAAUCUGGCCGGCACACCGGGUUCGGCUGGUGUAUCGACAUCUCUUUUCCAAGAAUUUGCCCAAGGAAAUGAUGUUAGAAAUUCACAAAUGUCAUCCACACCAAAACAGAGAAGACUAAAUUGGAAUUUUAUGAGCAACCACACUGUAUCAGGAGGGAACAUGGGCAUCAUUAAACACACAGAUGAUGGCAUGAUUCCAAAGCAGGCCAAGCAGCAAAAAUUCUCUCUGACAAAAAACAGUGCCUCUUCUCUACAAAGUAUAGACAGGAUGUUUCCCUCAGCACUUACAUCAAGCCAGGUGGAAUCAAACAUCCAGGACCACGGAGCUGGACAGAAAAGAUGGACUCAGAAGGUGAAGGAAAAAUGGAAGGAGAGACACAAAAGCAUACCCAGAAGAGAACAAAAUAACGGAGAGAAACAAGAACAGAACAACAUAUCAAUUAGCAUCAUGCCUCCAAUUCCUGCCCAAACUGUUCCCUAUGAAAACAAAACUACAAACUUCAACCAGGACGUGAGUGUCCAGCACCAGCCAAUCAACAACGGUUCAGUCGAAGACAAUUCCAGUCAACUUGAUCACAUGAGUGGGAGCUUAUUUUCACCAGGUUAUUUUAACCUAAUGGAAGAGAUUUUCACUGGUCAGGAGUGGGCCAAGUUCCUUCCAUCCAGCACCAUCAGCCAAUCAGACUCCAGUUCCAUCACACAAGACCAAGGAAUGGGAUUAACAAGCAGUAUUAGCCAAGCACAUCAAAAUAAGCAAUCCAUGCUCAGCCAGUGGGAUUACAGAGGGUCCCCAGACCCUAAUGGGGGAAUAACAGAAUCACAAAUGAACUCUGGAGGUUUUCACACUGAAAUGUUUAACCAAAGAAAGACUCCAAGUUUCGGUCAAGUUUCACAUAACGGCCAGUACGGACCGUAUGACUCAGGACCAAAACAGUUAGAGGACAUGGAUCUGAGCGUCAGACCAUUUUGGAAUAAUCAUCCCAUCAAAGAACAAACACAUAAUUAUCCAUAUAAUCAAUCAAACAACACAGAAGCUACUGUAAAUCUGCCAUUAUCCAGUGAGCAAACUAUGGAAAUAAACCACAACCAACGUGAAGGUGUGCAUGAGGUUCUCCCCGUACUGGAUUUAUCAUACCUUCAGUCCAAAGGCAGUUCCUCACUGAAGAAACAAGUACCCCUGAAUCGUAAGCGAAGCCAUGCCGCUGAGAGAAGAGAUUCAAACGAACGAUGGAGAUCAGAAACAGGAGACAUGAACGAGUGGAGAAAUAAUUCAUCGUCUUCAGAUCCAGUACCAAGUCUUUCCCCUGCCUCCUCCACCUCCUCUCUCCAGUACUCCGUUUCUCAGGAUUCGGAGUCAUUGGUGUCUACAGAAACUGUGAUCAAAAGGAGGCGGGUGGAGAGCACACGUCAUGUGAGAUUUGCAGAAGAGGUGACCAUUGUACCACCCCUUAGUUUCUGUGAUGAUGAUGAUGAUGAUGGCGAUGCUGAUGAUGAGGAUUACGCUCAUAACGUCAACGAGGGUAACGAGGGCAAUGAGGGCAAUGAAGGCAACAACGACAGUGGAGUAGAGUUGCCAUCACGGCCGUCUGUUCCUCGAUGGAUUGAGGCACUCAGGAGUAAGACCAAGAGAAAGCCUAAACUUAAAAUUCCACGAAUAAGGACGAAAAAAUAUCGUUUCGUGUGACAAAAUGAUUGACUAGUGACCUGAAUAACAUAGUGUCAUUACAACAUAGUGUAAUGUGAUGCAUUCUGAAGUGAUUGUAACCUCCAGAGUGAGAAGCCUACAUUUCAUGUUGUUUGGAAUUCUAUCUCUAUCUUCUAGAUAAUGAGAUUUUUACACCUGGAAAAUUCAUGCCCUUAACCAACCAGUUAAUCAAUUAUCAGCAGUGCAAAGCAUAAAAUCAUGCAGCUUCAGAUCAUCCUCACAUCGAACAUCAGAAUAGGGGAAAAAUUGAUCUCGGUGACUGUGAUUUGUUCGUGCCUCAUUGAGCUUAUCAGAAACUGCUGAUCUUCUGCGAUGUUCAUACACAAGAAUCUACACAGAAUGUGACAGACUCUUUACAACCAUGGUGAGCUGAAAAGCAUCCCAGAAAGCAGAAACCUUGAGGUGGAUGGUCUACGAAUGCAGAAGACGAUGGCAGGUUCUGCUCCUGUCUGCCAUGUACAGAAAUCUGAGGUUAUAUUGGAAAUUGGCUCACUGUCAAACUGGACCGCUGAAGACUGGACAAAUGUUACAGCAUGCUACAGUCAAAUUCAAUAACGUCACCAUUCUGAUGGGUGACAAGAACAUUCACUGAAGAUCUGUAUCUGCAUGAUUGACGGCAUAAUUGCAUGGAGCAUGAAUUUGCAGGUGUAUAGGUGUUCGUACUCUGGUCCACACCCACACGAGUCAUAGAAAUUUAAUACGUUUUCUUCCUGGAUUCAACAGCAAAAGAUUCACCAUUUGUUUAUAACAGUAAUGACAAUUAUAUUAAAAUAACCGAAUAUAAACACAUUUCUUUUCAAGAAUAAAACAUGAAAUAACAACACCAGAGCAUUAGAGAUAAAGGUUUAUUAACAUGUGUAUAUUUAAAGGGUGUAUUUCAUUUAAACAGCAAUUAUGCAACAUGAAUAACUGGAACAAUGUGUAAUGGCAAAAAAAAAACAAUUUUGCUACUGAUUACUAUGAAAAUCACAUGUUUAUAACUCAUAUAACCUUCCAUUUUUUUUUUGUAGUUAGAUGACUUUAAAAUGUAUUAUUCAGGGUUUUUAUUUUUUUCACGAUUAUUGUGUUUACAGUGUGUUCUAUAUGUAUUUGGUAAAUGUGGUUGGUUAUAUAUUUUUUGUAUUACUUUUAUAAGUCUAUAUUUGUC
Molecule: messenger RNA, 3441 nt
Organism: Tachysurus fulvidraco (yellow catfish)
Lineage: Eukaryota; Metazoa; Chordata; Actinopteri; Siluriformes; Bagridae
Exons: 5
Coding region: 366-2273 (635 amino acids)
Source: RefSeq, a predicted model, not a curated record